UUACUUUCCUAACAGAGAGAGAAUCCAAUCUCCUCCAGUCCUCCCGGUAUCUGACCCAUUUCUACUGCACCAGUACAAAACCAGAAGCUUCCCUCCCCUGUUUUUAACCAAAUUAAUCCAUCUCUCUGUACUUGAAAAAAUAUUAGCACAGGCUAUUUAUACUCCACAGAGCUAGACUCAUCUUCCUAAAUCUUCUCUCAGUAAUGGGAGCCUCCAAGACCAGACCUUUACUCUUGCCAUCUUCAUUCUUCUUGCUGCUUCUCACACUGUCAUGGACUUCUCCAAUAACCCAUUUGGCUCUGGCCCAGCAACAACAACAACAACAACCCAUCAAGACCAUUGUGGUUCUGGUCAUGGAGAACAGGUCCUUUGAUCACUUGCUUGGGUGGAUGAAGAAAGCUAUAAACCCAGCCAUCAAUGGCGUCACAGGCCAAGAAUGUAACCCUGUUUCGACCAAAAACCCGGACCCGAAGUCCAUCUGCUUCACGGACGAUGCCGAGUUUGUGGAUCCGGAUCCGGGUCAUUCGUUUGAGGCUGUGACGCAGCAGGUAUUUGGGUCUAGUCCUAAUCCUUCAAUGUCAGGUUUUGUUGAGCAAGCACUUUCUAUGUCUCCCAAUCUAUCCGAGACUGUCAUGAAGGGGUUUAGGCCGGAAUCUGUGCCGGUUUACGCUUCUUUAGUCUGUGAAUUUGCGGUUUUUGAUAGGUGGUUCUCUGCAAUUCCGGGCCCAACACAGCCUAACAGGCUGUUUGUGUACUCUGCAACUUCACACGGCUCCACCAGCCAUGUGAAGAAGCAAUUGGCUCGGGGCUACCCGCAGAAAACAAUAUUCGACUCGGUUCAUGAGAAUGGCAUGGAUUUUGGGGUCUACUUCCAGAACAUACCCACCACCAUGUUUUACAGAAACAUGAGGAAGUUGAAAUACAUAUUGAAAUUUCAUCAGUAUGAUUUGAAGUUCAAGAAACAUGCUAGAGAUGGCAAGCUACCGAGCUUGACGGUGAUCGAGCCUCGCUAUUUCGAUCUGAAAGGGAUGCCGGCGAACGAUGAUCACCCUUCUCAUGAUGUUGCCAAUGGGCAGAAGCUGGUGAAGGAGGUCUAUGAGACACUGAGGGCUAGUCCUCAGUGGAAUGAGACCCUUUUGGUCAUUACUUAUGAUGAGCAUGGUGGGUUUUAUGAUCAUGUCCAGACUCCUUAUGUCAAUGUCCCUAAUCCGGAUGGGAAUAGCGGCCCUGCUCCUUAUUUCUUCAAGUUUGAUCGGCUCGGCGUUCGCGUGCCGACGAUUAUGAUCUCUCCAUGGAUCAAGAAAGGGACCGUAAUAAGUGGUCCACAAGGACCUACGCCAAAUUCUGAGUUUGAGCAUUCUUCAAUACCUGCCACAAUAAAGAAGAUGUUCAAUCUCUCCUCGAAUUUCUUGACUCAUAGGGAUGCAUGGGCUGGGACAUUUGAACAAGUUGUUGGGCAAUUAACUUCUCCAAGGACAGACUGCCCAGUGACGUUGCCGGAUGUGACGCCUUUGAGGACCACAGAGGCGAAGGAAGACAGCGGUUUAUCCGAGUUUCAGGGUGAGGUAGUCCAGUUAGCUGCAGUGCUUAAUGGAGAUCACUUCUUGAGCAGCUUCCCUGAUGGAAUGAGCAAGAAGAUGACUGUGAAGGAAGCUCAUGACUAUGUAAAGGGUGCUGUUUCUAGGUUCAUUAGAGCAAGCAAAGAGGCAAUCAAGUUGGGAGCAGAUAAAUCAGCAAUUGUAGAUAUGCGAUCUUCCCUCACAACCAGGUCCAAAACUAAAAAUUAAAGAAAUCCUCCUCUGGUGUUUAGACCUAGCUAUAUGCAGAAUACAUCACUGAAAGUGUGCUGAGACGUUCCACCUUAUGAACUUAGGAUUUCUGUUCCGGUUGAAAUUUGUGACUGUAGAAAGCAAUAUGAGAAGCAGCUAUUUCUGCAUUGUCUUUCA
This is a messenger RNA of Rosa chinensis, 1946 nucleotides long. Its product is annotated as non-specific phospholipase C6. The record is from RefSeq and is a predicted model, not a curated record. Gene Ontology annotation, molecular function: hydrolase activity, acting on ester bonds. Gene Ontology annotation, biological process: phospholipid catabolic process. Bases 204 to 1787 code for a protein of 527 amino acids. Lineage: Eukaryota; Viridiplantae; Streptophyta; Magnoliopsida; Rosales; Rosaceae. The transcript has 3 exons.